Messenger RNA from Suillus subaureus, 1839 nucleotides. RefSeq names its product mitochondrial distribution and morphology protein family 31/32. The transcript has 9 exons. Gene Ontology annotation, cellular component: mitochondrial inner membrane. Lineage: Eukaryota; Fungi; Basidiomycota; Agaricomycetes; Boletales; Suillaceae. The record is from RefSeq and is a predicted model, not a curated record. Gene Ontology annotation, biological process: mitochondrion inheritance. Bases 1 to 1839 code for a protein of 612 amino acids.
AUGCAUGGGAGAAAUAGCAAAGCACAGUUCCCCGGCUCUGCCGGUUCUGUGCGAAGCGAUUCAGAACAAGAUACAAGUGUUCAUCUUCCCCCUCCACCAUUAAAUCUCGACAAUUAUCCCCGCCUGUACCGCAGAUUAGCUCUAUCUCUUUCGCACCUCCACCGCCCUACACGAGACGACUUCCUGAAAGUAGCCAAUGGUUUUUGGCAACGUCUACGGAUCCGCUUUAAGUGGUUUACUAUACGUUCUUUUCGGAGAUUUAAUGCAGAUGAUAUCUCCGCUUUCAUAACAUGGUUCCUAAUGAGCCAAACUCUGUGGAUAUUGGUCGGAACAACAACAUUCUUUUCCGUGGUUUUUGCCACUGCUAAUAGUCUGCAAUUGCAAGAAUAUGUAGCACGCGCCAUAAGCAAUUAUCUCACCAGUGAGACUGGCGUCACAGUCAUAUUCGAAUCUGCUAUUGUUCCUAAAUGGAAAGACUCUCGCAUCUCCUUCAAAAAUGUAUACGUCUCCCGCCGAUCAUCGUCCACCAGCCGCCCACCAGCGCCAAAAAAACAUAUUGGACAUAAAGCGGCCGUUGGAUAUGAUGUCAGCAGCCAUCCCGCAUACAACUAUUUUGUGGAUGACGACGAAGAAGUAGUCGAGAGUCACACCGAGGACGAUGUCAACUAUUCCAUGUUUGACCUCAACGUAGACUCCAUAGACGUCACUUUAUCGCUCCAACACUGGCUGAAUGGCAAGGGCCUUGUGGAGGAUGCUGUGAUCAAAGGCGUUCGCGGAGUACUAGACCGUCGCUCUGUUUUCUGGGACCCAGAAAACCCACUUGACCCGGCUGCAUUCCGUCAUGUUGGUGGCCAAGGCGACUUUGAGAUAAAUUCUCUGCAGCUCGAGGACGUCCUUGUGACCGUGUACCAACCGGCCGAUUUUAGGCCUUAUACCGCCUCGAUUUUUCGUGCAGACAUAAGAACUUUCCGGAAGCAAUGGCUCUUCUACGACUUUUUGCGUGCGGAAAACGUCGUAGGGCAGUUUGAUAACUGCCUGUUCAGUUUGCACAAACCUCAAAGCAUCGGCCGAACUACUGAACAGGAUCUCAAGGAUGGCAAAUGGUCGCGGAUGUCUAGGAUUCGCAUUGAUGGCGUCAAUAUUGAUCAUAUGCAAAAUUCCACGACAUUGGAAGGCGGUCCCCUGUCGUGGAUAACAUCUGGCAAAGUUGAUGCAGUACUAGAUAUAAAAUUCCCUAGGGAUGCAGAAGAUGAAUUUGCGUUGAAUGCCAUUCUCGGUGAGCUCGCAGAUGCCAUCACCACGGCGGCUACCGCUUCUCUACCCGUUGAGAGGAUACCGGGGCAGCGAGAGCUCGCGAAACCACCUCUGACUGCACCUACGACCGAUAACGAGAGAGAAGCCGAUGAUAGUCCUAAGGUCGUCAUCGACAUAGAUCUGCGAUUUAGGGAUCUCAAGGCUGCUGUUCCGCUAUUCACAUCGGAUCUCUCAUAUGUCAACAGCGCACUGAUAAGACCUAUAGUAGCAUUCAUGAACGCACAUCAUACCUUGGUUCCUAUUCACUGCAGAGUGGUUAAAGAUUUGAGCGAUUAUGACGGUGCAUGGACUGUGACUGGCCUCAUGGAUGAAAUUUCACAGAAGAUAUAUGAUGCGCUCGCUUAUCACGUCUCCCAAGUCAACUUGAACAGGCGAGUGAAAGCAGUCAGCAUGUGGUCAUUGCAGAUGACUGCCAGCGCUGUGCUGUCUGCGCUGAGGAACAUAGUGGAUCCAGUAUCCAUGCAGGUCCGGGAUCUGUACUACGUGAAUGGCGUUCCAUAUGACUCCUUAAUUCCUGGACCGUAG